UUCUGCGAAAUAUGCGUUAAAAAUGAACACGCAAGCACCCCAUAGAAGCUGGAAUAAUAUAAAAUAAUGAGACGAGAUGGGCUGAGGCUGAUGCUGAUGCUGAGCUAGCUGGAUAGAGAAAUACAAGAUAAGGUAAAGGUACAGAAUUCAGUAUCUAAUUCCGAGGAAAUUGGCAUAUCCCUGUGCGUGAGCCUCAAGUUAAUUUCUAUGCAAAGGAAAAACUGCUUGAUACUCCCAAAGAUAGCAAGCUCAGUUGAGUAGAGUUGCGCAUUCAAAGUGAAUACUUUUCUGUCUUACUGGGGUGUCUUUUCUUUAUUCAUCUUCACCGUUCCGUUUCUCUGUGUCUCUCUCUUCCAGACCCAGUUCUAUACAUUAGCAGAAUCCGAAUUUGAAGAGAGAGAUAUAUAAGAGAGGGGAAACCAGCUUUUACCAGUAGUUCUAAUGGCAGGGCCUGAGAAUCAAGCCAAAGCUAUUGAUAGCACCGACUUCCUCACUAUCUUAGCAUCUCAUGGUGUUGAUUUCCUUCUUUCCGGUAAAGGAAAGGUGCCCUUAUCUUCAUGUCGUGGGAAGACAAUUUGUCUCUUUUUUUCUGCAAACUGGUGUAGGCCUUGCAAAUCUUUUACCCCACAACUGGUGCAACUGUAUGACACGCUAAGAGCAAGAGGUCAAGAGGUCGAGGUUGUCUUCAUUUCCUUUGAUAAUGAUGAGACUGGAUUUGAGGAACAUUUCAAGUGCAUGCCAUGGCUUGCUGUUCCAUUUGAUGUAACCUUCCAUAAAGAAUUGAGAAAUAGGUAUCAAGUCGAUCGCAUCCCUUCACUUAUUCCAUUAGCUUCAGACAGAGUAUUAAUUGAAGAAGACUUGAUUGGAUUUAUUGAAGACUAUGGUGCCGACGCAUUUCCAUUCACUAGGCUGAGAAAAGAAGAAUUGAAGGCUCUUGAUGACUCUAAACGCCAAGGAGGAAAAUUGGAAGAACUUUUGGCACGUAAAGGACGAGAUUAUGUCAUUUCUCGAGAUUAUAGUAAGAUAACAUUGUCUGAACUUGUUGGUAAGACAAUAGGCCUUUACUUUGGUGCACACUGGUCCCCUCCCUGCCGAUCCUUCACUACUCAACUCAUUGAGGUGUACAAGGAGCUCGAAACUAUCACAGAUCAAUGCUUUGAAAUUGUUUUGGUCUCUACAGACCGAGAUCACAAAGAAUUUGAUCUAAAUUUAAGCAGUAUGCCAUGGCUAGCUAUUCCAUACGAGGACAGGAUGAGACAAGACCUUUGUAGGAUCUUCAAGAUCAAAGGGAUUCCAGCUUUAGUCCUAAUUGGACCAGAUGGGAAGACAAUCAACACAAAUGGGAAGGACAUAAUCUCCUUGUAUGGUGCUAAGGCUUUCCCAUUUACAGAAUCAAGGAUUAAUGAAAUAAAAGCAAGCUUGAAAAAGGAAGGAGAUGCAUUACCUCAAUUAGUUAAAGAUGCAAAGCAUGAACACAAACUAAAACUCGACAUGGCUGAAGCUUAUGUGUGUGACUUCUGCAAAAAGCCAGGGAGGUUCUGGACAUUCUCUUGUGAUUUGUGUAACUAUGAUCUUCAUCCUUCAUGUAUAGAAGGAAGGGAACAUCCCUCGUUGUAAAUGCAAUAACUAGAGACUUUAUCGAGAUGUACCUCAGUAUACGUUAUUAUUCUUCUGUAUCCAAAUGUUAUUGAUGAAGCUUAACCUAUUUUUACUUGAAA
This is a messenger RNA of Mangifera indica (mango), 1718 nucleotides long. Its product is annotated as probable nucleoredoxin 3. Gene Ontology annotation, molecular function: thioredoxin-disulfide reductase (NADPH) activity. The transcript is spliced from 4 exons. The coding region runs from base 442 to 1617 and encodes 391 amino acids. Lineage: Eukaryota; Viridiplantae; Streptophyta; Magnoliopsida; Sapindales; Anacardiaceae. The record is from RefSeq and is a predicted model, not a curated record.